Acanthamoeba castellanii str. Neff is the source of this 522-nucleotide messenger RNA. RefSeq lists its product as uncharacterized. The coding region runs from base 1 to 522 and encodes 173 amino acids. Lineage: Eukaryota; Discosea; Longamoebia; Acanthamoebidae. The transcript has 5 exons. The record is from RefSeq and is a predicted model, not a curated record.
AUGGCGAGCGCACAACAAAACGAGACUGAGCGCCCUUCUGGUGUGUGGAAGGGCAACAGCGCCCCCAUCGACCUUGCCGCACACCUCAAGCGUAUCAACGAGGCGCCGGUCCUGGUGGAGGGCAAGCGGCGCCACCCCGGCGUCGAGGGAGAGGUGGUGGGCCUCGACUUCAACCCGGCCCUCGUGGUGGCCGCCUGGGAGGCCCUCCCCGGCUUCCAGGACGCGGUAGGGAGCGACAAGGAGAAGCUGUCGGUCGAGGAGGGGAACGUGACGGCGAUGCAGUUCCCCGAUCAGUCGUUCGACGGCGCCUACUUGACCCUAAUCGACGCCGUCUCGCACAUGCAAGGCGACUCGGAGGACAUGGACCCGGGCUUCGUGAAGGCCAAGGCGCUCAUGGAGAUGACCAUCAGCAAGGGCAUUCUCGAGCCGCCGAGGACCUGCUCGAGCUCCUCAGACCGCCAACGCCGCUGGCGACUACUUCCGCACCAACCAGCGCUUUUUCUUCUUGGGACAGCGUGGUGA